AUGGAAUCGAGCUCCGCUUCUGGCAGCAACCUUGCUUGCGACGUCUGUCGGAUCAAGAAGUUGAAGUGUUCCAAAGAUCGCCCGGCGUGCACGGCUUGCGUGCAAAACCGCAGACAAUGCCAUUACAGUGGAAAAGUGGUACGGUCGCCACUCACCAGACAGUAUCUUACUUCCGUGGAAAGACGGCUCAACUAUUUGGAGAAGCUGGUGGCACAGAAACUACCCGAUUUGGAUGUUGAUGAAGCACUCGCUGCUAUUGCCACCAGCUCUCCGGCUACGCCACCGGUGCAGGUUAAGACGCUCGCGUUCCCGUCGGAUCACCGCCAGCACAGCACUACGGGACUCGUUUCAAGUAGCAAGGAGCAGCCUGCGCAGGAGUCGAUAUCGGAGGCUGUCCCUGAGCAAGCGGAUGGAUUUGACUGGCAAGAAGAGGCGAAUGACCUGGUUGAUGGCAUGGCGGCGUUGGCCGUAGAGCCCACUGGCACCGGGUAUUUAGGAUCUACUGCCGGAGUGUACUUCCUCCGGGCUUUACUGUCUUGGAUUGCUGGUAGACGAGCCGUAUCGGACCCUUUCCAGCCUGCAACAUCUUCGCCCCAACACUUCAAGCCGUCACCAACGUCGUCAUCGCAUAUUCAACAAUCGCUCGACUCUGGCCACAUGGCGAACCAGCUUCUUGAUGCCUACUUCUCCGUGUACCAUGUCUCAUACCCCUUUAUCCACGAAGCCACUUUCAUGGCCCAGUAUCACCAACUUAUCUCCCGGCCGAACCGGCAAUCUUGGCAAAUGCUACUCCAUACCGUUCUGGCCCUGGGAGCGUGGUGUCUCGACAAUGAAGAAAGUGAAGUUGAUGACUAUCUGUACCACCGCGCUCUUUCGUUCCGUGAGGAUGAGUCCUUGUUCGAAAGCGCAAACCUGACCCUGGUCCAGGCCUUGCUGUUGUUGUCCAACUUGAGCCAAAAGCGGAACAAGCCGAAUACAGGAGGAAACUUUCUCGGCUUGGCGACUCGAAUGGCCCUGAGUCUAGGGCUGCAUCGUGAGUUGCCAGACUGGAACAUUAGCCUUCUCCAGAGAGAAAUGAGGCGCCGCGUUUGGUGGGGGCUAUUUCUCUUUGACAGUGGCGCAUCAACAACCUUUGGCAGGCCGAUUCUUCUCCCCGAAGGCGAAGCCAUGGACGUGAAACAUGUUCUCAACAUUCAUGAUGAGCAAUUAACUCCCCGGACCGUGGACCUGCCAGAGGAGUCCAACCAACCAACCAGGUAUUCUGGCAUGAAGUCCCAAAGCGACUUCCACCUUUAUUCGAAUCACAUUUCCAACAGGCUCCUUGCGACUUCUGGAAUAUCCCCGGAGGAGGCCUUGCGGCUGAACCACUCUCUUGAGACGUGGUGCGAGACUCUGCCUGCAUAUUUCAAGAUGACGCAGGACCCUGUCAGCUUGGAGCCGUCUUACCUAUUCGCCAGGUCUCGGUUGUGGUGGCGCAUAUGGAAUUUGAGAAUCAUUCUGUUCAGACAGAUUGUUUUGAGCCGCGCCAUGAAAAGGAAGCGAGACAAUCUUGUGACGACGUCAACCGACCCCGAUAAUAGGUGCAGGGACUUGGCUGUCCAGGCAGCCAACUCGACAAUCGUGUCAAUAAGUCAGUUUCUCACGCAGACACCAAUGACUCGAUUAAUCAACUGGUAUGCCACAUACUUUUUGUUUCACGCGUCAUUGAUCAGCGCUCUUGCGAUUCUGGGAGAUUUGGAAUCUCCCGAGACCGCGGCAUGGCAAGCAGACGUCGACACGGCGAACCACACCUUUCGGACCAUGUUGACGAGCAACCCCCUUGCUUCUCGGUGUGCCGACAUCCUAGGCCUGAUUGUGCCGCCGCAGCCAGAACAGACGGCAAGCCCCGUCAUUAGCGACGAAUUUUUGUACCGGGACGAGCUCGACUUUUCUUCCUGGCCAAUGGACCCUGCGGAUGUUUUCAAUUCGUUGGGAUGGACUGAUUUUGGCCAGGGCGUGUAG
Molecule: messenger RNA, 2001 nt
Organism: Metarhizium brunneum ARSEF 3297
Lineage: Eukaryota; Fungi; Ascomycota; Sordariomycetes; Hypocreales; Clavicipitaceae
Source: RefSeq, a predicted model, not a curated record